Molecule: messenger RNA, 8284 nt
Organism: Poecilia reticulata (guppy)
Lineage: Eukaryota; Metazoa; Chordata; Actinopteri; Cyprinodontiformes; Poeciliidae
Source: RefSeq, a predicted model, not a curated record
GCCCCGGCCAUUGCUCUCCGCGCUGCAUGCGAAUCCAUGAUCGCUCCCUGGGUUCCGCUGCGCGCAGCCAUCCCUGCCCCCCCGCCGCCGAUCAGUCGCCUUGCAGAGCAUGCACGUCUGCACCCCCCGCCGCUGUUUCCUCCACUCCAGAAGAGAGUCGACGGAAAGACGUGUGUCUCUUUUAUUUAUUAGUAGUAGUACUAUUCAUCUUGAUUCCAUUGCGCGCAGCUGCUUUUUGGCCACACCGGGCACUGUCUCCGCCGCGGAAUGGAUUGCACCGUCUGAUUCCAGCAAUCCGGUGACAUGUUGAACCGGAGGCUUCCAGCCUGCCACCUCCGUCAGUUCUCAGACAGCGCAAAGAAAAGUAUUCAGUGAACUAGUGCGUGCGGCAAGCACCCGGCGGCUCGAAUCCAGGAAUCGGAGGAGGGGUUUGGGAGGCAGGAGAAGAAAAAAAGUUGGAAGUUGAAGAAAGGAGGAUUAUGCGGUGAGUGCCGCACAUUGCCGCGAACAGGUGACCGAAAUAUCAGCGGACACUGUGGGGGGGGCACUUUAGGAGGCCUCUCCACCCCCUCCUCAACGUUGACGCUUCCCUCCUUCGCUGCAACGUUUACCCCAGAGGAUCACCGUACUUAACCCAGCAUCAGCAUGGAUCUAAAAGACCGGAGGAAUCGCUCCCUCACCGGGAGCCGCUGCUCCAAAGACUCCCAGUACAACACCUCUUCGCUCGAUGCAGACGAGCGCCGCGUGCCCACCCAGAAGUCGUACAGCUCCAGCGAGACGCUGAAGGCCUUCGAUCAUGAGCAGAGGCUUCACUAUGGCGGCUGCGUGACAGAUUUGGUACACCAUGAGUCUGAUGAGUACUCCAGGCAAGGCAUCCUGGAGUUCUCCCCUGUUCUUCUUCGAUAUCUUAUGUCAGGGGGUAACUUCACCCUCGCUGAGUUGGGAGUUUGUGAGCAAACUCCCCCGCCGCAUCCCGCUGCYGUUCCCUACUGUCCUGACCUGGGCCUCCUCCAGAGGGGCUACUCCCUCAGCGCCGGCUCAGACGCGGACUCGGACCCAGAGGGGCCUUUGUCUCCAGAGCGAGCCAUUCAGCUGUGGGCCGGGCGCGCAGGUGUGAAAUCUCGCCGCAGCUCGGGCGUGUCCAGCCGUGAGAACUCGGCCCUCACCCUCACUGACUCCGAGAAUGACAACAAGUCUGAUGACGAGUCAGGUCGCCCACUCCCUCCAACCUCCUCCUCCACCUUGCUCCCACCGUCCCUCCCGUCCUCCUCGUCCGCCCCUCAUCACCCCUCCCCCGGUCCGUCCCCACCCAUCAGGGAAUGCCAGGUUCCCCUGCUGGAGAAAAACUCCACCCACUCCCACCUGGAGCCCCACCGAGAUGACUCGUACCUGCUCCGAGCUCAGUCCGCCUCCACGGGGGCCGGUAACCACCACAGUCAGUCCACUCUGCAGCCUCCACUGCCKCCUCCACACAACCACCACAACCUGUCCCACCAGUCUGCAAACAGCYUGAACAGAAACACCCUGAGGGGGGGACGGAACCCCAUUCACGCCCCGGCUCCGGGCACCGGAGAUGGACCCACCACCCCGGAGUCRGUCCAGCUACAGGACAGCUGGGUGCUCAACAGCAACGUCCCGUUGGAAACCAGGCACUUCUUGUUCAAGACGUCAUCAGGGACCACCCCGCUCUUCAGCAGCUCCUCCCCCGGAUACCCGCUGACGUCGGGGACGGUCUACUCUCCGCCGCCUCGCCUCCUGCCCAGGAACACCUUCUCUCGCUCAGCCUUCAAGCUGAAGAAGCCGUCCAAAUACUGCAGCUGGAAAUGCGCGGCGGUCACGGCGAUCGCAGCCGCCGCCCUGCUGGCCAUCUUACUGUCCUACUUCAUUGCGAUCAACUUGCUGGGUCUGACGUGGCAGCUGAAGCCCUCUGACGGCCCUCUGUUAAACAACGGACUGGGAGCUGGUCUGCCUGUCAACAGUGACGUGGCCACACUGCCCUCUGGAGGCAGAGGUCCGUGGGCAGGCAGAAACAGCAGCAUAGACACCGGGAACAUCGAGGUGGGCAGGCGGGUGACCCAGGACGUCCCCCCUGGAGUGUUUUGGAGAUCCCUCCUCUAUCUCAGCCAGCCGCAGUUCCUCAAGUUCAACAUCUCCCUCGGGAAGGAUGCCCUCUUUGGAGUUUACAUCCGCAAGGGCCUGCCCCCCUCGCAUGCGCAGUACGACUACAUGGAGCGCCUCGACGGGAAGGAGAAGUGGAGCGUGGUGGAGUCCCCGCGGGAGAGGAGGAGCAUCCAGACCGUGGUCCUGAACGAGGCGGUGUUUGUCCAGUACCUGGACGCCGGCGCCUGGCACCUGGCCUUCUACAACGAUGGCCGGGAGAGAGAGUCGGUCUCCUUCAGCACAAACGUCAUGGAUUCGGUGCAAGAGUGCCCGCGCAAUUGCCAUGGCAACGGAGAGUGCAACUCGGGCGUGUGCCACUGCUUCCCCGGAUUCCACGGCAUGGACUGCUCCAAAGCUGCUUGUCCGGUGCUGUGCAGCGGCAACGGCCAAUACGACAAGGGUUCCUGUGUGUGUUACAGUGGCUGGAAGGGACCCGAGUGCGACAUCCCCGUCACGCAAUGCAUAGACCCUCUUUGCAGCGGCCACGGCACCUGCACCGAUGGAAACUGCGUGUGCUCCAUCGGUUACAAGGGGCCGAACUGUGCAGAGGUGGAUUGCCUGGACCCGACGUGUUCCAACAACGGCAUCUGCGUGAACGGAGAGUGCCACUGCAAGCCGGGGUGGGGAGGGCUCCACUGCGAACUGCCCAGGGCCCAGUGCCCGGACCAGUGCCACGGCCACGGCGCCUUCAUCCCAGACACCGGCUUGUGCAGCUGCGACCCCAACUGGAUGGGGCCCGACUGCUCCAUGGAGGUUUGCUCGGUCGACUGCGGGACCCACGGCGUGUGCAUGGGCGGGGCAUGUCGCUGCGAGGAAGGCUGGACCGGGGCCGGCUGCGACCAGCGCGUCUGCAACCCGCUCUGCAUCAAACACGGGACCUGCAAGGACGGCAAGUGCCAGUGCCACCAGGGCUGGAACGGCGAGCACUGCACCAUCGACCAUGGGAGCAUGGUUGACAAAGCAGGUACCGUAUCUGACUCUGUGCACUGCAGCAGGGUCCAAGCUGUCAUUGAGCUCUUCGUGUGUCGUGGGGUGACCGUAGAGCCCUGGUGUGGUGGUCCCGAAAGUGCCGAGGGGGCUGUGCCGUGGGGGGAGGUUGAUGGUUCCCUCCUCACUMUGUCCCUUUCUUGUCCCCCGUCCAGCUUGGCGUCCCUCAUCCGGGGUCAGGUGCUGACCACAGACGGAACCCCUCUGGUGGGGGUCAACGUGUCUUUUGUCAACUAUCCACACUACGGAUACACGCUGACGCGGCAGGACGGAAUGUUUGACCUGAUAGCUAACGGCGGCGCCUCUCUGACCCUGCGGUUCGAGCGCGCGCCCUUCCUGAGCCAGGAGCGCACCGUGUGGCUGCCCUGGAGCCAGUUUUAUGCAAUGGACACGGUGGUGCUUAAGACAGAGGAGAACACGAUCCCAGGCUGCGAUCUGAGCGGCUUCGUCAGGCCUGACCCUGUUGUGAUUGCAUCCCCUCUCUCCUCCUUCUUCAGCUCCAAGCCAGGGGAGAAACCCAUCAUACCRGAGACACAGGUGCUGCAUGAGCAGAUCGAGGUGCCCGGCACGGGCCUCAAGCUGUGCUACCUAAGCUCCCGCACACAGGGCUACCGCUCGCUCCUCAAGGUCACCAUGACCCCGGCCGUAGUGCCGAUGGGCCUGCUGAAGGUGCACCUGAUGGUGGCCGUGGAGGGCCACCUCUUCCAGAAGUGGUUCCACGCCUCCCCGAACUUGGCCUACACCUACAUCUGGGACAAGACGGACGCGUACGGGCAGAGGGUCUACGGUCUGGCCGAAGCCGUCGGUGAGUGGYGCAGGCGGCUUCUUCUUUCUCUCUCUCUCUCUUUCUCUCUCGGCACUCGCAUCCUGCACAAAGGCAGUGGCGAGAACGUGUUCGUGACGGAGCAACCUCCGGUCAUCACGAGCAUCAUGGGAAACGGACGCAGGCGCAGCAUCUCGUGCCCGAGCUGCAACGGCCUCGCGGACGGCAACAAGCUGCUGGCACCGGUCGCCUUGGCGAUGGGCAUCGACGGCAGCCUGUAUGUCGGUGACCUCAACUUCGUGCGUCGGGUCUACCCAUCGAUGAACACGACGGGAAUCCUGGAGCUGAGGAACAAAGACUUCAGGCACAGCAAUAACCCAACCCAUAAGUACUUCCUGGCGGUGGAUCCGGUAUCCGGGGCGCUGUUCAUCUCGGACACCAACUCCAGGCGGAUUUAUAGGGUUCGCUCGCUGACGGGUGGCCGGCUGCUGUCUGACAACGCCGAGGUGGUGGCGGGGACAGGGGAGCAGUGCUUACCCUUCGACGAGCGCUGCGGCGACGGUGGAAAAGCCACUGAAGCUACGCUAAUGAGCCCCAAAGGCAUCGCUGUGGAUAAAAAUGGCCUGAUGUAUUUCGUGGACGCCACCAUGAUCCGCAAGGUGGACCAGAAUGGCAUCAUCUCCACUCUGCUUGGCGCCAACGAUCUAACUGCCGUCCGGCCGCUGAGCUGUGACACCAGCAUGGACGUCAGCCAGGUCCGUCUGGAGUGGCCCACGGACUUAGCAGUGAACCCCAUGGACAACUCUCUCUACGUCCUGGAAAACAAUGUCAUCUUACGCAUCACUGAGAACCACCAGGUGAGCAUUAUUGCCGGCCGGCCCAUGCAUUGCCAAGUGCCAGGCAUUGACUACAGCCUCAGCAAGCUGGCUAUACACGCCGCCCUGGAGAGUGCCACAGCCAUCGCCCUGUCCCACACCGGCACUCUCUACAUCGCUGAGACAGAUGAGAAGAAGAUUAAUCGAGUCAGACAGGUGAACACCAACGGAGAGAUCUCUCUCCUGGCCGGCGCCGCCUCCGACUGCGACUGCAAGAACGACGUCAACUGCAACUGCUUCUACGGCGACGACGGCUACGCCCCCGACGCGGGCUUGAACUCCCCGACGUCCCUCGCCGUCUCCCCCGAYGGCACCCUCUUCAUCGCCGACCUCAACAACAUACGRAUCAGGGCGGUGCGGGCGAACCGGCCGGGCCCGGCCCUCUCGAGCGUGGGGUUUGCCGGGUCGGCGCAGUACGAGGUGGCGUCACCGCGGGAACAGGAGCUGUACGUCUUCGACGGCGAGGGCCUUCACAUCCAGACAGUCAGCCUCGUGACCGGGGAGCCCCUUUAUAACUUCACCUACGGCUCGGACGGCGAGCUGGUCAUGCUGGUGGACAACUGCAACAACACUGUCAAGGUCAGGCGAGAUGGCCAAGGGCAGGGAGGAGGAGCCGGCCUGCUCAGGCUGGUGCUGCUGCCCGAGAAUCAGGUGGUGACCCUCGGAUUGGACCCGACCGGGGGGCUGCGCAGCGUGUCCGCCAUGGGCCAGGAGGUGGCUUUGAUGGGCUACAGCGGGAACACGGGCCUGCUGGCCACCAAGGCUGAUGAGACCGGAUGGACAACAUUCUACCAGUACGACAGCGAGGGCCGCCUGACCAACGUGACAUACCCGACGGGCAUGGUGACGAGUCUCCACCGCGAGAUCGAGCGUUCCAUCAACAUAGACAUCGAGAGCUCAAGCCGGGACGACGACGUCACCGUCAUYACCAACCUGUCCUCGGUCGAAGCCUCCUAUACAGUGGUGCAAGACCAGGUGAGGAACAGCUACCAGCUGUGCAACAACGGCACCCUGAGAGUGAUGUAUGCCAACGGAAUGGGCAUCAGCUUCCACACCGAGCCCCACAUCCUGGCAGGCUCCGUCAGCCCCACUAUCGGUCGGAGGAACAUCACCCUGCCCACCGACAACGGCCUCAACUCCAUCGAGUGGCGUCUGCGCAAAGAGCAGACCAAGGGCCGGAUCACCGUGUUUGGGAGGAUGGUCAACCUGCAGAGCGGCGGCUUCUCUUGCACCAUCCGCUACCGCAAGAUGGGCCCCCUGAUCGACAAGCAGAUCUACCGCUUCAGCGAGGAGGGCAUGGUGAAUGCCAGGUUCGACUACACCUACCAUGACAACAGCUUCCGCAUUGCCAGCAUGAAGCCCGUCAUCAGCGAGACCCCGCUGCCCGUUGACCUCUACCGAUAUGAUGAGAUYUCCGGAAAGGUGGAGCACUUUGGGAAAUUCGGGGUCAUCUAUUAUGACAUUAAUCAAAUCAUCACCACAGCCGUAAUGACGCUGAGUAAGCAUUUCGACACCCACGGUCGCAUCAAGGAGGUCCAGUACGAGAUCUUCCGUUCGCUCAUGUACUGGAUGACGGUGCAGUAUGACAGCAUGGGCCGGGUUGUGAAGAGAGAGCUCAAGAUUGGGCCCUACGCCAACACCACUCAGUACCGCUAUGACUAUGAUGGAGACGGACAGCUCAGCGGUGUCAAGGUGAACGACUGGUCCACCUGGCGCUACAGCUACGACCUGAACGGCAACCUCCACCUGUUGAAUCCCGGCAACAGCGCCCGGAUCCUUCCCCUCCGCUACGACCUCAGGGACCGCAUCACCCGCCUGGGAGACGUCCAGUACCGCCUAGACGAGGACGGUUUCCUCAGCCAGCGCGGCUCGGACGUCUUCGACUACAAUUCCAAAGGUCAGCUCCUGAGGGCCUACAACAGAGGACCGGGCGGCUGGAGCGUGGUGUACCACUACGACGGGCUCGGCCGUAGGGUGUCCACGCGGAACAGCCUGGGACAGCACCUCCAGUUCUUCUACGCUGACCUGAACCAUCCCACCAGGGUGACGCAUAUCUUCAACCACUCCAGCUCUGACAUCUCAUCGCUUUACUACGACCUGCAGGGCCACUUGUUUGCAAUGGAGGUGAGCAGCGGAGAGGAAUAUUAUAUUGCAUCUGACAACACAGGAACCCCACUGGCAGUUUUCAGCAGCAACGGGCAGAUGAUCAAACAGGUGCAGUACACAGCCUACGGUGAGGUGUACCUCGACUCUAACCCAGAGUUCCAGCUGGUGGUGGGUUUCCACGGCGGCCUGUACGACCCGUUGACCAAGCUGGUGCACUUCACCCAACGAGACUACGACGUGUUGGCCGGACGCUGGACCUCGCCCGACUACAGCAUGUGGCCCAAGAUAGGAAGAGACCUCUCCCCGUUUAAUCUGUACAUGUUCAAGAACAACAACCCGCUCAGCGACAUGCUGGACGUCAAAAACUACGUCACAGAUGUGAAGAGCUGGUUGGUGAUGUUUGGCUUUCAGCUCAGCAACAUAAUCCCAGGAUUCCCUCGACACUCRCUCUACUUUGUGGAGCCGCCGUAUGAGCUUCAAGCCACCCAGCAUUGUGAGAACGGACAGCUCAUCACUGGCGUGCAGCAGGCAGCAGAGCGCCACAACCAGGCCUUCAUGGCCCUCGAGGGCCGCCUUCUCAACAAAGAGCGCCGCAGACGUAAAGACAAGCCCGGCCACUGGUUCGGCACCAGCACCCCCAUCAUCGGCCGCGGUGUGAUGCUGGCGCUGAAGGAGGGCCGCGUUGUGGCCGGCGUAUCGCCGCUGGCCAGCGACGACAGCCGCAAGAUAGCUCUGGUGCUCAACGGCGCCCAGUACCUGGAGGGCACUCACUACACUCAGGACGGGAGGGACUGCCACUACUUUGUGAAAGUGGGGUCUGCCGACAGCGACCUGUUGGCCCUGGGGCUCACGAACGGGCGGAAGUCUCUGGAGAGCGGCAUCAACGUGACGGUGAGCGGCCGGUCGAGGAGAGGCGUGACCGUGGAGUUCGCCGUCCCAUCGCUAGUGCUGAGCAUUCGCUACGGGCUCUCUGUGGACGUGGUGGACGAAGAGAAGGUAAGACUGCUGGAGCUGGCCCGACAGAGGGCCCUGGCGGGAGCCUGGGCAAAGGAGCAGCAGCGCGCAAGGGACGGGAAAGGCGGCAGUCGCCUCUGGACCGAAGGGGAGAGGCAGCAGCUUCUAACGACGGGUCGGGUCCAAGGCUACGAYGGCUACUACGUGCUGCCGGUGGAGCAGUACCCAGAACUGGCCGACAGCAGCAACAACGUCCAGUUUCUCAGACAGAAUGAGAUGGGCAGGAGGUAACAGCCCACCCGAACCCCGCUGACUCUUCCCUUCUCUCCUGACGUCUCCGAAUUUUGUCCCUUGUUUUUUGUUUUUUUUGUUGAUUUUUUCCAACCCAGCCUCCUUAACCUUCUUACUCCUCUGAAAACCUACGGAGAACUAACCAACA